AUGAGGAGUUCAGAGAAAAGCCCGAGACGCUGGGCUUCGGGCCCCGCAAGUGCAGCAACACUUCAGCAGCAGCAGCAGCAGCAGCAGCAGCAGCAGCAGCAGCAGCGGCACGAGCCGCACAAGCAGCUGCAGCAGCAACAGCAACACAACGGGAAACACUGGAUUUUGCCGCAGCACUUGCAGCAGCAGCAGCAGCAGCAGCAGCAGCAGCAGCAGCAGCAGCAGCCGCUGCGGCGGCAGGAGCAGCAACAGAGCCAGCAGCAGCAACAGCAGCAGCAGCGAAUUCGGCAGGAGAGGUCCUUCACCUCCACUCCCCUCUGGGGCACCUCAAGCCAUGCACAGGCCAGAGAAGCAAAUUUGGUUUGCAAGAAGCAGCGGAAGGCAACAGCAAAGUUGGAAAGGACUUUGGACUUGUUGGUGGAUGCGCUCGAGGCCACGAGAAGAAUUUUAGAGGCAGCUCAGGGGGCACCAAAGGGGGUUAACGGCGGUAGCAGCGGUAGCAGCAGCAGCAGCAGCAGCAGCAGCAGCAGCAGCAGCAGCAGCAGCAGCAGCAGCAGUCAUAGCGGCACAGUAGCUGCUUCGUCGGCUGAAGAACAACAACGGGGACGGCAGCAGGAACAGCAGCUGCAGCAGCAGCAGCAACAGGAGCAGGAACAACGACAGCAGCAGCAACAACAGCAGCACCAGCAACCAGAAGACCAGCAGCAACAGCAAGAGCAGCAGCAGCAGCAAGAGGGGAAGCAGGAGCAACAGCCACAGCAGCAACAGCAGCAGCAGCAGCAACAACAGCAGGAACAGGAACGCCAGGAACAGCAGCAGCCCAACAGCUCGGCAGCUGCGGCGCCGGAAGGGCCAGAAGCAGCAACAGCAGCAGCAGCAGCAACAGCAGCAGCAGCAACAGCAGCAGCAGCAAAGGCUUCUGAGGCAGCUGUGCAAACAGCUAUGACUACUCUGGGGGCGCAAAUCUCCCUCUUGGGCUUGGAGGAAGCAAUUGGCCAAGCCCAAGAAGCUCCCUUUUUGCUGCUGCUGCAGCUGAUAAAGAAAGCAGCAGCAGCAUUUGCUGACGACAUGCCUGCUGCUGCUGCUCACCUGCCUGCAGUGCAGCAGCAGCUGACGCCGCUGCUCGCGCAGACGGCGGAGCCGCAGCCAGUGCAGCAGCAGCAGCAGCAGCGGCAGCAGCAGCAGCAGCUGCAGCUGCAGCAGAGGCGCCAGCAGCUCGCCCAGCUGCUGCAGCAGCAGCACAGUCACCCCGACCCCCGCCUGCCGCAGCAGGUGCUUGCGGCUCUAAGGCAGGAGCUGCAGCAGCUGCUGCAGCUGGAGCAGCUUCAGUGGCAGCAGCAGCACGGCGAAGAGGAAGGCUCCCCAGCAGCAGCAGCAGCAGCAACAGCAGCAACAGCAGCAGCAGCAAAGGCCAAUGCCGUCCAGGGCCCGCAGCUUAUCAUUGCCAAGCUUCUUGCACUCCAUUUCCUUCAUCAGGGCCACUUCGCUCUCUACGACCUCUUAUGUGAGGAGCUCGCCAUGCAGCUGCCUGCUGCCAAAGCGCAGCAGCAGCGGCAGCAGCUGCAGAAGCAGGAGGCGGAGCAGCAGCAGAAGCAGCAGCAGCAGCAGCAGCAGCAGCAGCAGCAGCAGAUCCGCGAGGAACCUGAUCGCGACGAUUGUGAACCCCCGCCGAAGAAGAAGUUGCAGCAUCUAGAUCGGGUGGUGCAGCAGCUUGGGGAUGUACAGCAGCAGCAGCAGCAGCAGCAGCAGCAGCAGCAGCAGCUAAAGCAAGAGCAGCAGCAGCAGCAGCAGAAGCAACAACAGCUACAGUGUCCACCACAGCAGGCCGAGGCGGGACUGUUUAAUUCCCUCAAGGGGCCAAGCCCUCAAGAGGCUGUCAGCAACAGCAACAGCAACAGCAACAGCAGCAGCAGCAGCAGCAGCAGCAGCAGCAGCAGCAGCAGCAGCAGCGUGGAGACUCGUUGCUCGAACGGAUACUGUUUCUGUCUCCACUGUGGAGAGCGGUGUGGCACAGGCAGCAGCAGCAGCAGCAACAGCAGCAGCAGCAGCAGCAGCAGCAGCAGGCCCCAUCCACCACAGCUGCUGCCCUGUGCAGUAGUGCUGAACUCGCUGCGAGAGGCUCGGCUAGAGCAGCUGCUGCGGUGGGGGGCCCUGCCGCCGGCAGAAGCAGAAGUGCUGCAGCAGGAGCAGCAAAAGAAGAAGCAGCAGCAGCAGCAGCUGCUGCUGCAGCUGUCCCCGCCGAGCGCCGAAACUCCCGCUGCAGCCGCAGCAGCAGCAGCAGCAGCAGCGGGGACCAGCGGCUGCUGCUGCUUCCGCAGCAGCUGCUGGAAGCAGCAAGGAGUUGAUGCUGCUCUUAGUUGGGUUUAUUCUUUAAGUCAAAAGACAAGAAAGAAACACCAAAGACUUGAAUUCAUGCUGCACAAACUCAAGUUCUUCACUUUGCUGUCGCCUUCCACUGAGGGAGAGGCCCUGGCCUACUGCCGCAGCUAUUUAAUGCCAUUUUGGGGAAAACACAAAAAGGAAAUAUCGAAGGCCAUGGGCAUUGUGGCAUUUGUGGGUUCUGCUGCUGCUGCUGCUGCUGCGGGCCGGCAGCGAGCAGCAGCAGCAGCAGCAGCAGCAGCAGGGAAGCCGGGGGCUGCAGGCGAAGCAGCAGCAGCAGCAGCGCCGAUGGAAACAGACCCCACAAACGCGACUUCACCGGCAGCAGCAGCUGCUGCAGCAGAGGGCGGGAAGCUGGCAGUACGCAGUCGUCCAGCAGCAGCAGGUGCUGCUGCUGCUGCUGCUGCUGCUGCUGCUGCUGCUGCUGCCUUGAAAGAAGAUGGGGCAGGCAGCCCCUACUCGGUGCUGCUGUUCACAAGUGCCUGGGAAGAGACAGAGCAGCUGCUGCGGGAGACAAUGAUGGCUGUGGGCGUUCGCCUGCCCGUGCAAGCAGCAGCAGCAGCAGCGGCAGCAGCAGCAGCAGCAGUAGCAGCAGCAGCGAAGCCUGCGGCGCUUCGAUUUUCUUCGCCUGUGGAUUCCACUGCGCCGCAGCAGCUGGGAGUCGACUUUGCUGCUGCUGCUGCUGCUGCUGCUGCAGGGAGAGGGGGGCACACCUCCCGCAGGAGGCGAAACAGGCGGCAGCAGCAGCAGCUGCAGCAGCAGCACUCGCCCUCAGUGCCGCUGCAUCAGCAGCUGCAGCAGCUGCAGCACCAGCAGCACCAGCAGCAGCAGCACCAGCAACAGCUGCAGCAUCUGCAGCAGCAGCGCCAGCAGCGCCUGGGGCUGCACACAGCGCGCACCCCAACAGGCAGCAGGGGGGGCGUCCCUGCUGCAGCAGCAGCAGCAGCAGCAGCAGCUUCGCGGGCAGCAGAAACAUCAGGGGGCAGAGCAGCAGCAGCACGAUCAGCAGUGGGGGCCGCAAUAGCAGCAACAGCAGCAGGGUCCAGAACUUUAUUAGUGGGCGCAGCAGCUGCAGCGCGGUCUGCAGCGAUAGCAGCAGCAGCAGCAGCAGCAGCAGGUAUCCCACCGUCGCCUUCGCCCUCUUACGAGUGGCAGCCGCCUCCGCAGCAGCAGCAGCAGCAGCAGCAGCAGCAGCGGCAGCAGGGCGCAGGGUUCCACAGACCGCCAAGGGAGAGGCUCAGCUUCUCGUUUGCUGCUGCGGGUGCUGCUGCAGCUGGUGCUGCAGCUGCUGCUGCAGCUGGUGCUGCUGCAGCACCAGCCUACCAGCCUCUUGCUGCUCGGACGGCCCCGAGGAACUCCCCGCAGCAGCUGCAGCAGCUCACUCCUGUUUACAGUCUGCUGAGCCCAGCAGCAGCAGCAGCAGCUGCUGCUGCUGCUGCUGCUCAGGAAACCCCAGACUGUCUGCUUAGAGACCCGCCACUCCCCGCCCUGCCGCCCUACCACUGGUACACCUUCACGCGCCACUGCAGCAGCAGCAGCAGCAGCAGCAGCAGCAGCAGCAGCAGCAGCAGCUGGCUGCCGCGGCUUGCGACUGCAGAGGACCCGCUGGGAGGAAACCAUUUUAGGGGUGACGGCUUCUCAGCUGCUGCUGUUUCCAUUCGAGCUGCUUCUCCUCCGGUUGCUGCUGCUGCUUCUGUUGCUGCUGCUGCUGCUGCUGCUGCCGGGAGCCACGCGAGGGCUGCUGCGCGGGGGCAGGACCUUGCAGAGUUUCCAGCAGCAGCAGCAGCAGGAGCAGCAGCCCCAGCUGCAGCAGCAUCUUCUGGAGGGUCUCCCCCUCCCCCAGCAGCAGCAACAGCAGCAGCAGCAGCAGCAGCAACAGCAGAAGCUGAUGCCCUCUGGGCUUAUUCCCUCACAGCGCAGCGGGGAACUCCCGCGGCGCUGCGGCGAAUGCUGGCAGUCUGCAGGCCCAGGCAGCAGCAGCAGCAGCAGCAGCAGCAGCAGGGAGAGCUAGACGAGCAGCAGCAGCAGCAGCAGCAGCAGCAGCAGCAGCAGGAAGAUGAGGGGGAGCCAGUGGUGCUGCGCUGCCGCAGCUGCACCACGGGGCCCCACAACCGAGAUGUCUUUCUUGCUGUUACUGGUGGGGGGGCCCUAAGUCCUCACUGGGGUGCUGCUUUUGUUGCUUCGGUGCUUAGCAGCAGCAUGGGCAGCAGCAGCAGCAGCAGCAGCAGCAGCACCAGCAGCAGCAGCACGGCCAACAGCAUCGCGACCCUGUCUUGGCUGCAGCUGCUGGAGCUCGCCCACACCCAGACCAUGUGGCCCGCGCGGGGCCCCGCGGCUCCGCUGCUGCAGCAGCCCCCCCCCAGCCCAGCAGCAGCAGCAGCAGCAGCAGCAGCAGCAGCAGCAGCAGCAGAUGGAGACGCAGUGGCAGAACUGUGCAGGAGGGGCCGCCCAGGGAGACAGCCAGGGAAAGGCGGAGACUUAAUGGCUUUGACCCGCAGCUACAGAAGGGCCUUUUCUGUGGGGCGGUGCUGCAGCAGCAUCUGGGGAGCAGCAACAGCAGCAGCAGCAGCAGCAGCAGGAGGCGCGCAGGCGGCGGAGAGCAGCGCCGAGCCGCAGCAGCAGUCACAGCCGCUCCCCAAGCAGCAGGAAGCAGCUGCAGCAGACAGUCUGCUGCACUCCGCAGCUUCUCGCAACGGCGCAGCAGCAGCAGCAGCAGACGGUGCAGCAGCGCGGUCUGCGAUGCAGAGGUCGCAAGAAGCAGCAGCAGCAGCAGCAGCAGCAGCAACUGCUGCUGCUGCUGCUGCUGCUGCUGCGCGACUCAGAGCUACCUCAGCACUUGCCAUUGCUGGGGCUUCUCUUACUUGCCCCAUUACGCCCGACGAGGUGGUAGCAGCACCAACUACAGCAGCACCGUUCGCAGCAGCAGACGCAGCAGCAGAAGCAGCAGCAGCAGCGCCAGCAGAUGCAGCAGCAGAUGCGGCAGCAGCAGGUGCAGCAGCAGCAGAGGCAGCGGGAGAGGGUGCUGCGCAUCAGCAGCAGCGCGCGCCCGCCAGCCCUUCGGCUGCCGCGCUUGCUGUUGCUCCCCCAGCAGCAGCAGCAGCAGCAGCAGCAGGAGCAGCAGCAGCAGGAGCUGCAGCAGCAGCAGCAGAAGGGGAGAGCUGCUUGGGGGACCCCGUCGCCCUUGUGUUGUGCGGGAUCCUGCAGCUGAAGGAGUUGCUGCCAGCGCUGCAGCGGCAGGAGCAGCAGGAGCUGGACGAGCAGCGGGAGCGGGAGCAGCAGGAGCAGCAGCAGCAGCAGCAGCAGCAGCUGCUGCUGCUGCCCCCCCGCGGCCCCUGGGUCCCCUUCGGCACUGAAAUGAGAAUGCUUGCGAGGAGACAGCCGCAGCACAGGCCUUAUGGAGAUGUAAUAAAUGGAGACAUAAGAGCAGCAAGAGCUGUGGCGCGUUUGCUGGAAAGGAGGCAAAGGGGGGACAAGGAGCAGCGCCGCAGGGCGCUGCUGGCGGAGGCCACAGCUUUGGCAGAGCAGCGGGAAAAAGACCCUCUUGCUGGCAGCCUUUUGAACCUUUUGCUGCUGCCGGGCCCCACAGGCAACAUGUCAGCAGCAGCAGUUGCUGCUGCUGUGGCUGUGGAGGACGCUGCUGCUGCUCGGAAAGCUGCCCAGCAGCAGCAGCAGCAGCAGCAGCAGCAGCAGCAGCAGCAGCGAGCAGAAGGCGGCAUUGCCGAGGAGGAAGCAGCAGCUGGCUCUGCUGCUGCGUCCGUUCCCGCAGCAAUGCAUGCGGAGGAAGCAGCAGCAUCAGCAGCAGCAUUAACAGCAGCAGCAGCAGCAGCAGCAAAUUCUGCUGCUGCGGCUGAUCCUAUUUUUGCGCAGCCUUCUCCAAACGCAGAGAAUGGAGGCCAUUCUGCUGCAGCUGCAGCAGGCUCUGCUGCUGCUGCUGCUGCUGAUGCACCUGCAGGGUCUCCUGCUUCUGGUGAGUCAUCGAGUGUAGUGGAGGGCAAUUCUGCUGCUGCUGCUGCUGCUGCUGCUGCUGCAGGUGCAGCAGCAGCAGAACACGAGUCCGCAGCAGCAGCAGCCGCAGCAGACGGGGCUUCCCCUAUGGAGGCAGAUACGCCGCUUUCUCGCGCUUCCCCAGCCGGUGCAGCAGCACAAGCAGCAGCAGCAGCAGCAGCAGCAGCAGGAAGCGAGUCCGAGGCCAGGCAGGAGCCUCUGCUGCUGCAGGAGCUGCGGCUGCUGGGGCUGAUGGUGCAGCACGUGCUGCGGCGGCAGCAGCAGCAGCGGCAGCGUUUGCUGCCGCUCUCGCGGGCCUUCAUUGUGGCUGAGGAAGAGCGAAAGGCGCUGCUGCAGACUGCAGCAGAAGUGCAGCAGGGGUUAGCAGCAGCAGCAGCAGCAGCAAAACAAGCGCUGCAGAACGCCCGCAGCAAGAAGCAGCUCCGCGGCCGCAGUGGCCCUUCUAAGAGCGUGUCUCUUCGCAGCGUCAGUGCAGGGGUUACAUCGGCUUGCCAGCAGCAGCAGCAGCAGCAGCAGCAAGAGCAGCAGCGGCAGCUGCAGCUGCUGCAGCUGCAGCGGGAACGGCGGCUGCUGCAGCGGAGAGGACCCCUGUGGCGGCUGCAGCGAAUGGCUGCUAGCCACGGCCCUUAUCUGCAGCAGGCGCAGCUGCACCGGCAGCAGCAGCAGCAGCAGCAGCAGCGGCAGCAGCGGCAGCAGCAGCGGCAGUUGCAGCGGCAGCAGCAACGCGCUGCAGAGCAAGCAAAUGCGUCAAGGGCUUCGCCGCCACAGCGCCAGCAGCCUGCAGCAGCACGACAGCAGCAGCAGCAGAGGCAGCAGCAGCAGCAGACGCAGCAGCAGCAGCAGCAGCAGCAGCAGCAGCGACAGCAACAACAGCAACAAACUCCCCAUGGUGCUCUCUCUGACGUGCAUCGCCAGCCAUUUCCAGAAGAGCAGCAGCAAGGAAUAGGAGCGACAGACCGCAGCAUGGAGCAGCAGCAGCAACAGCAGCAGCAGCAACAGCAGCAGCAGCAACAGCAGCAGCAGCAACAACAGCAGCAACAACAGGGGCAGGAGGGGGAACGGCAGCAGCAGACCCACAGUCUCUCAGGCACUCUUCUGCCCUCCCCACCCGAGCGCCGUGAGCAGCAGCAGCAGCAGCAGCAACGACAGCCGCCGCAGCUGCUGCAGCAGCAGCCGCAGCAACUGCAGCAGCUGCAGCAGCAGCAGCCGCAAUUUCAGCAGCUGCAGCAGCAGCAGCCGCAGCAACUUCAGCAGCUGCAGCAGCUGCAGCAGCAGCAGCCGCAGCAACUGCAGCAACUGCAGCAGCAGCAGCCGCAGCAACUUCAGCAGCUUCAGCACCAGCAGCCUCAGCCGCAGCAAUUUCAGCAGCUGCAGCAGCAGCAGCCGCAGCAACUUCAGCAGCUGCAGCAGCAGCAGCUGCAGCAACUUCAGCAGCUCCAGCAACAGCAGCCGCAGCAACUGCAACAGCUACAGCAGCAGCAGCCGCAACAACUGCAGCAACUGCAGCAACUGCAGCAGCUGCAGCCGCAACAACUGCAGCAACUGCAGCAACUGCAGCAGCUGCAGCCGCUGCAGCAGCAGCAGCCACAGCAACUGCAGCUGCAGCAGCAGCAGCCGCAGCAACUGCAGCAGCUGCAGCAGCAUCAGCCACAGCAACUGCAGCCGCUGCAGCAGCAGCAGCCACAGCAACUGCAGCCGCUGCAGCAGCAGCAGCCACAGCAACUGCAGCAGCUGCAGCAGCAGCAGCCGCAGCAACUGCAGCCGCUGCAGCAGCAGCAGCCACAGCAGCUGCAGCAGCUGCAGCAGUCGCAGCAGCAGCAGCCGCAGCAACUGCAACAGCUGCAGCAGCUGCAGCAGCAGCAGCAGCAGCAGCCGCAGCAACUGCAGCAGCUGCAGCAGCAGCAACUGCAGCAGCUGCAGCAGCUGCAGCAGCAGGAACAGCUUCCUCUCCAGCCAUGGGAUAUAGAGUCCUCCUCUCAGUGGGGGAUGGCGCUGCUUCCUCCACAGCAGCAGCAGGCACAGCAGGAACAGCAGCAGCAGCAGCAGCAGCAGCAGCAGCAGCAGCAGCACGGGCUGGCCUCUAGCGCAGCUGCUGCUGAAUUCGAUUUGCCUUACCUGGGCGACCCGCUGCCCCCUUUAACCUGGAGAGAGGAGCAGCAGCUGCAGCAGCUGCAGAUGCUUCGGCUGCAGCGCCUGCAUCAGCACGAGCAGCAGCAGCUGCAGCAGCAGCAGCAGCAGCAGCAGCAGCGGCUCUCCGACGUGGCACCAGCAGCAGACCACGUGGGCGAUGGACUGGGUUACCUUGGGAGGCCAUUGCAACAGCAGCAGCAGCAGCAGCAGCAGGUGGUAGAGGAGCAGGGCCAAGCAGCCCAGCGCCAGCAGCAGCAGCAGCAGCAGCAGCAGCAGCAGCAGAGCCUGCUGGCAGCAGAAAGAGCCUCUCCUCAGAUGGGUCCGUCCCCUGCUGCUCAAGGAACAGCAGCAGCUGCUGCUUCAGGCCGAGUAGCAACAACUGCUUCAGGGACUCCUUUUGCUGGGCUGCGCAGCGGCGCUGGCGCAUCUGCUGCAACGUUUGCUUCGUUUGCCCCCGCAGAGGCAGCAGCACCUGCUGUUGCUGCUGCAGAUGAGCCCAGCAGCAGCAGCAGCAUGCGCAGCAGCAGCAGCAACAGCGUAGGCCCCGAGGCCCCGGCCGAGGCUGCAGGCAUCUCGGGGGGGAGCAGCACACGCAGCAGCAGCAGCAGCAGCAGCAGCAGAAGCAGUAGCAGCAGAAGCAGCAGCAGCAGCAGAGUCAGCCGUUGUGUCUCGGAGCUGCGCCUCUCCCUUGAUGGACAUGGCCGAUUCUCCCGUCGCUUCCGCAGCUUCUACUCCAGCAGCAGCCUUUGCCCCAUUUGCUGCCGCUGCAAAGCCAACAAAAACUCCCAAAGAAUUCCACUACCCAGGGAAAGCCCCUUGGCGGUAUUGGUUUGCGCGGGGGCCAUUUUCUUACCCAAGCUUGUGCAGCUGGUUCAGCUGCUGCAGCCCGGGGCCCUGGGGGCCCCUGCCGCUGAAGAGAGGGCCCCCGCAGCAGCAGCUGUGGGGCCCCCAGUGCUGUUUUGGGGGCCCCCCGAGGACUUGCUGCAGCUGCCACCUUCUGCUGCUGGUGCUGCAGCAGAGCAGCGGCUGCGGUCUGCUGCUUCGGGGCAGCAGCAGCUGUGGACAGCUCGGGUGCGGCGGCGGAUGUCGGAGCAGCACCAGCAGCAGCACCAGCAGCAGCAGCAGCAGCAGCUGCUGGCGCUGCAGCAGCUGCAGCAGCUGCAGCAGCAGCAAGGCAGCGAAAGAGAGACCUACCAAGUUUUGCUGACGAGUCUGCGGGGCUCCCCAGCGCUGGGGCUGGAGCCCACAGUGCCGAGCAGCAGCAGCAGCAGCAGCAGCAGCAGCAGCAGCAGCUUGCGGCGGCGGCGGUCGCUGCUGCAGCAGCAGCCUGCUGCUUGCUGGGGCUGCGGCGGCAGCAGCAGCUGCUGCUGCUUGCUGCAGGGCGGCCGGCUGCCCCUCGAACUGGAGCUAAACCCUUCUUUGUCUUUUCACUCUUCAAUAACUUGUGCUGUCAGCAAAGAAGAAACCUCCAAGACAAACCCUCCCAGGCUCCUCUCCUGCGGCCACGUCGUCUGCGAGUGA
Messenger RNA from Eimeria necatrix, 10035 nucleotides. Its product is annotated as zinc finger (C3HC4 RING finger) protein, putative. Gene Ontology annotation, biological process: proteasome-mediated ubiquitin-dependent protein catabolic process. Lineage: Eukaryota; Apicomplexa; Conoidasida; Eucoccidiorida; Eimeriidae. Bases 1 to 10035 code for a protein of 3344 amino acids. The transcript is spliced from 13 exons. The record is from RefSeq and is a predicted model, not a curated record. Gene Ontology annotation, molecular function: ubiquitin-protein transferase activity. Gene Ontology annotation, cellular component: GID complex; nucleus; cytoplasm.